Brenthis ino (lesser marbled fritillary) is the source of this 1191-nucleotide messenger RNA. NCBI's taxonomy places the organism in Eukaryota, Metazoa, Arthropoda, Insecta, Lepidoptera, Nymphalidae. The record is from the annotation of a GenBank genome assembly.
AUGCACGUUUACAACCUCCACAAUGGUGUGGAGAGUGCUGUGAGCAUCGCGUUGAGAUCGGGUUCUGCUUCGUUACCGAGCAUGCAGGCGACGCUGCCGCCGGCGUGGGCGCAGGCGGAGCGGCUGCGGCGGCGGCGCGGCCGCGUGGCGCUGGCCGAGCUGGGCGAGCUCACGGCGCGCGCACACCAGCUGCAUCUGCAGAUGACCCUGCAGGAGCUGCGGCGGCUGCGAGAGCUGCACGCGCGGCUGGGAUGGCCGCGCGCGCCGCGCCCCGAGGUGCUGCUCUAUACGCCCAAUCAGCUCAGGCAGCUCAUUAGACUGAGCAACGUGGCGGAGAGCGCGUCGCAGGCGCCGGCGGGCUGGCGGCCGGGCCCGCUGGGCGCGCCCUGGCACCUGCCCGAUACUGACCCUUCGCAGCCGGAGUCGAUGUCCGGGAGCGCGGGCGGCGGCGGCGGCGCGGAGUGGUGGUCGUGGCGUGGCUGGGGCGCGGGCGCGCUGCUGCUGGUGGCGGCGCUGCUGCUGGCGCGCGCCACCGACCGCUGCUUCACAACCAACUAUGCCAGAUCUCGACGAAGACGAUCAGAAGAGUGGCCAACUCCGAACGUACUCGCUACUAGUCAACAGAACCCAGCGAGUAGCGUGCCGGCGGAGGAGGCGACGGAGGCGGAGGCGGAGGAGGCGGCGGAGCCCGAGCGGCCGCGCUCCGUGCUCUCGAGCGCGUCGGGCUACAUCGUGUGCAUGGAGGACCUGCCGCCGCCCUACAGCGAGGUGGCCGCCGCCGGCAAGCACGCGCGCCGCGAGGAGCCCCCGCCCCCUUACUCCGACUGCUACGUCACCUUCUCCAAUCCCAAGGACGGCGUACCCUCCGUGCGCUUCCUCGACGGCCGGCAGCAGAGCGUAUUCGACGACGCGCCGGCCUCCAGUAGGUUCAAUUCCGUGUCCAUCGCGCAUCACAGUAACUACUUCAACGCGGACCCGCUGCAGGCGCAUAACCCGCUCGCCCACCGCAUGUACAAGAUUCCGUACGCGGACAGCUCUGGCGCCGAGACGGCGUCGGAGGGCGAGGACGAGGGCGCGCGCGCGCCGCUGGCGUCGGAGGACAUGCGCGUGGCGCUGCACGCGGAGGACGAUGACGUCUCCUACAUCUCCGUUACGGACGUGUUCGAGGCCCGACGAGACAUGACAGUUUCA